Molecule: messenger RNA, 775 nt
Organism: Hipposideros armiger (great roundleaf bat)
Lineage: Eukaryota; Metazoa; Chordata; Mammalia; Chiroptera; Hipposideridae
Gene: CDKN3
Product: cyclin dependent kinase inhibitor 3
Exons: 8
Coding region: 112-747 (211 amino acids)
Biological process (GO): protein dephosphorylation
Molecular function (GO): protein tyrosine phosphatase activity
Source: RefSeq, a predicted model, not a curated record
AGAAGGAUGUGCCAAUGAGCUGAGCAGAGGGACGGGCUCGGCGCGGGGCUGCUGAGACGCGGGUGCUGCCCCAGGGAGGUGGUGGCCGGUCGCGACGUGGGGAAACCAGCGAUGAAGCCGCCUGGUUCAUUGCAAACAAGUGAGUUUGACUCAUCAGAUGAAGAGCCUAUUGAUGAACAGACUCCAAUUCAGAUAUCAUGGCUACCCCUGUCACGAGUGAAUUGUUCUCAGUUUCUUGGUUUAUGUGCUCUACCAGGUUGUAAGUUUAAAGAUAUUAGAAGAAAUAUCCAAAAAGAUACAGAAGAACUAAAGAGCUAUGGUAUACAAGACAUAUUUGUUUUCUGCACCAGAGGGGAACUGUCAAAAUAUAGAGUCCCAAACCUUCUGAACCUCUACCAGCAGUAUGGAAUUAUCACUCACCAUUAUCCAAUCCCAGAUGGAGGAACUCCUGACAUAGCCAGCUGCUAUGAAAUAAUGGAGGAGCUUGCAAUUUGCCUUAAAAAUAAUCGAAAAACCUUAAUACACUGUUACGGAGGAGUUGGGAGAUCUUGUCUUGUAGCCGCUUGUCUCCUAUUGUAUCUGUCUGACACCGUGUCACCACAGCAAGCCAUAGACAGCCUGAGAGACCUCAGAGGAUCUGGAGCAAUACAGACCGUAAAGCAAUAUAAUUAUCUUCAUGAGUUCCGGGACAAACUAGCUGCACAUCUAUCAUCAAGAGAUUCACUAUCAAGAUCUGUAUCUAGAUAAAAAAAAGAAUUUCGAACAGCAUAUAUAU